GACCCGACAGACUGAGUCCCAGUCCACGAGCGCGGGUCUUCCCUCCCCCGGCUUGUCACUUGUCGUAACGGUCGACUUCGCAAUCGCAGGCUAAUUAUUAUCAAUCGAAGCCAGUCAUGGUCAUAGCCCGAGCUAAACUAAUCACGAUCGCCAGCGGCGUUGACUUCGAUCAUCCAUGUCCUCCGCUUCCACCCUAGUCAGAAUCCGCGAGGAGGAAGCCGGGCUGUGCUCGCCGGCGAAGGAGAAAGCGGCCGCCCGGGGCGCGUUCGGCAGCCGGUGGCUGCUCCUCCUGUGGCGGCCCCGCCACCCGCUCUGCGGCGGCGGCGGCGGCCGCCCCAAGGUGAAGCUCCUCGCCUGCGUCGUCGUCCUGGGCCUCGUUCUCUUGGUCGGCUCGAGAUUGGACUCUUUUAUGGGAUGGAACUUUCAUCAACCUUCUUCAGUCUCUUCUCCUUCGAGGGGUGGUUACACUGUGCUAAUCAACACAUGGAACCGAAACAACCAUCUUAAGCAAACUGUUGGUCAUUAUGCAUCCUGCACUGGUACCGAUGCAAUAUGCGUCAUAUGGAGCAAAAGUGAUCCGCCACAGGAGAAACUAAAGUCCCAUCUCAAUGAAGUUGUGGCGUCGAAGUCUCAUAAGCAUGAUUUUAAGUUUGAUAUCAUCAGUGGGAGUACCACGAUAAGUAGAUUCAGGCCAAGUGGGGACAUCAGAACUGAUGCUGUUUUCUCUGUUGAUCAUGAUGUGAUUAUUCCAUGUCCUACUCUGGAUUUUGCUUUCACGGUGUGGCAGAGUGCUCCUUCCACUAUGGUGGGAUUUGUUCCUCGUGCACAUUCGCUAAAAGCAGAGGGAAACGGUAUUCCUUAUUACAAAUAUGAAGGAUGGUGGUCAGUUUGGUGGAAGGGCACCUACAGCAUGGUUCUUGCACAAGCAGCAUUCUUUCAUAGAAAAUACCUGGAUAUGUACACCUAUAUAAUGCCAUCGACAGUUCAUGAUUAUCUUACUAGGGAGAGAAUUUGUGAAGAUAUUGCAAUGUCUCUGCUCAUUGCCAAUGCCUCUGGUUCUCCUCCAAUUUGGGUGAAAGGGAAGACUUACAAGAUAGGAGCCUCAGGUACAAGCGGUUUAGAAGGCCAUGGUGACCACAGAAGCAGAUGCCUGAAUGAGCUGCUUUCCCUAUAUGAGACUGUGCCCCUUAUGCAUACCAAUGUGAAAGCUGUUGAUGCAAGACAGGGAUGGCUCUGGUAAUUCAUGCCAGUUUCAUGUAAAUCGUGCCUCUGCCGUUUCGGCUAUUGCCAUCCUCAUUUAGGACUUUAGGCAGUAAUUUAUUGCUCCUAGAUGAUUGUACAUUCCAUUGGAGCGGCUAACUGGAGAAAUCAGUGUUUACGGUGGUUUGACUGUUAGUCUGACUCGAUUGCGAGGAACUUUGGAUCGUGGUCAUGUUACUUUAGUUAAGCAAUGUACCCAUCUUCCUCUAUUUGGCCGUGAUUAUCAUACAA
Eucalyptus grandis is the source of this 1491-nucleotide messenger RNA. RefSeq names its product glycosyltransferase family 64 protein C4. The transcript has 5 exons. Bases 176 to 1240 code for a protein of 354 amino acids. Gene Ontology annotation, molecular function: glycosyltransferase activity. Lineage: Eukaryota; Viridiplantae; Streptophyta; Magnoliopsida; Myrtales; Myrtaceae. Gene Ontology annotation, cellular component: membrane. The record is from RefSeq and is a predicted model, not a curated record.